CGCUGACCUCUGAACUGGACUAGGAGUGCAGUCACGAUCCUGCACGUAAACAACCGUGCACCGGGCCACCGGCAUAAAAGGACAGUCCUUAUUCACUCGCGUCUAGUGUAGCUAUCUACUUGUGCACAGUUUGUUCCUGACAAGGCGAUAGAUCAACCAUUGAAAUGGACCUGGAGGUUUUACCGAGCGGGCUAAAGACAGUUGUCUCAGAGAAGGGAGGACUGGAAGUGAGGAUAUACUACCUCGAAUGUCUGGCUCAAGCCACCUACAUCAUCUCCCACGAGGGAGCUGCCUUCAUUGUGGACCCAAGGAGAGAUGUUGACGUGUAUAUCAAGGAUUUGGCAGAGCAUAAGUUGAAACUGAAAGGGAUUUUGGAGACCCACUUCCAUGCAGACUUUGUUUCAGGUCACUGUGAGUUGGCCAGGAGAACAGGAGCAACCAUAUACUUUGGACCUGGAGCUGCCAGUAGAACACAGUUUACCAUCCACGAGAUGAAGGAUGGAGAGGUGAUAGAGUUAUCAUCUCGCUAUGCUAUAAGAGCAAUACACACCCCAGGCCACACCCCCGAGUCAGUCGUAUAUCUCAUACAGGAGGGAGAUAAACCACUCAAGGCCUUCACGGGAGACACACUGAUGAUAGGGUCGUGCGGUCGUCCGGAUCUGGUGGGGUCAAUAGGUCACACUGCUGACCAAAUGGCUCGUCUGAUGUACAACUCUCUGUGGAAGAAACUGGCCGUCUUACCAGACAGUGUUCAGAUAUUCCCAGCACACGGGGCUGGAUCUCCAUGUGGUAAAAACCUCGGCUCUGCUCUCUACUGUACCAUUGGAACACAGAAACUCACCAACCCUGCAUUCCACUACCAGAACGAAGAUGAGUUUGUGGAGUUUUUGACUGCAGACCAGCCAGUGGCUCCUCAGUACUUCCCUCACACUGCCACCAAGAACUGGGUGGGAGUGGAAGAUGUAGCAGAGGAGCUGUCCAGAGUCCCGUAUCUCUCACCAGCCGAGUUCCACAACCUCCUGGGUUCUGGUAGAGAAUACACCGUCAUUGACACCAGAAAGCCGAAGGAUUUCUUUGCUGGUCACAUUGCUGGUUCUCUGAGUUUCUCUCUCGGAGGAGCCGGAGGAGCUGUGGUGGGGGCUGAGGAUGGAAACUUUGCCAUCUGGGUUGGAACAUUGGUGUCCAGUUCAGCUGAGUUGCUGAUAGUAGCAGAGAGUGGUAGGGAGGGAGAGACACUGCAGAGACUCUCCAGGAUUGCCUUUACCAAUGUGAAGGGGGUACUGAAGGGGGGAAUUGAUGCCUACAAAGAUGCUGGAUUCGCACUCGAGUUCUUUCAACGAAUUGAUCUGAGAGAGCCAGAGACAUCACUAGAGAGCCUGCUUGCUUCAGGUCACAGACUCAUUGAUGUCAGAACUGAGACUGAAUAUAAUGGAAACACUGCUACUUCUGCCACUAACAUGCCUCUGGCCACUCUACCCACACAACUAGACAAGCUGGAUAGGUCUGUGGACUAUGUGGCAUUCUGUGUGUCGGGCUACAGGUCAGCCAUAGCAACGUCACUGCUGAGAAAGGCAGGUUUCAGGGUUCGAGACAUCUUUGGUGGAUUUGCAGCCAUCAACUGGACUGCACCAUCUCACACCACCUCCGGAGCAGUGUGUCCACGAAUGAAAGAGAUAGCAGACUCUCUGUUUAAGUAGUAUGCAAGAUCACAUGACUCUAUACUGUAUAAUAUUGUUCAUGAUGUUAAAACGUUUCAGGUAUUUAUGUUACACAAUUUUGUUAAAUUCAUCAUCAGUUGGGGCAGGAAUCUUGGUGCAAUAGUAAUCAGUUAACAGAAAUAGCCUGUUGCAAUAGACGUCUCUGUUUCAUGCUGAUAUUACACUGUUCCUGAAAUGUUUUGUGGAAUGCACGACGAAAAUAUUCAGCCAAGGC
This is a messenger RNA of Geodia barretti, 1932 nucleotides long. The record is from the annotation of a GenBank genome assembly. Lineage: Eukaryota; Metazoa; Porifera; Demospongiae; Tetractinellida; Geodiidae.